Xenopus laevis (African clawed frog) is the source of this 1632-nucleotide messenger RNA. RefSeq names its product ELOVL fatty acid elongase 7 L homeolog (gene elovl7.L). Gene Ontology annotation, molecular function: fatty acid elongase activity. The record is from RefSeq and is marked provisional. Lineage: Eukaryota; Metazoa; Chordata; Amphibia; Anura; Pipidae. Gene Ontology annotation, biological process: very long-chain fatty acid biosynthetic process; fatty acid elongation, saturated fatty acid; unsaturated fatty acid biosynthetic process. Gene Ontology annotation, cellular component: endoplasmic reticulum; endoplasmic reticulum membrane; membrane.
GAGCUGCGCUGUGUGGGGGGGGGACAGGGGUAGCGCUUGGCAGGUUGUAGCGAUAACACACAAGACCCACCCAUAUCACAGCUGCCAUUGUGGUUUUGCUAAGCAGAUCCAGACUGCAGUCACCAUGGCCUUCAAGGAGCUCACAUCAAGGGCAGUGCUCCUGUAUGAUGAAUGGAUUAAAGAUGCUGAUCCUAGGGUUGAAGACUGGCCACUCAUGUCCUCUCCUAUCCUACAAACCAUCAUCAUCGGCGCUUACAUCUACUUUGUCACAUCAUUGGGCCCAAGGAUCAUGGAGAACAGGAAGCCGUUUGCUCUGAAGGAGAUCAUGGCAUGUUACAACUUGUUCAUGGUUCUAUUCUCUGUGUACAUGUGCUAUGAGUUUCUCAUGUCGGGCUGGGCUACUGGAUAUUCCUUUAGAUGUGACAUUGUUGACUACUCUCAGUCACCUCAGGCGUUACGGAUGGCCUGGACCUGCUGGCUCUUCUAUUUUUCAAAGUUCAUUGAAUUAUUAGACACUGUUUUCUUUGUGCUGCGUAAGAAGAACAGCCAGAUUACAUUCCUGCACGUCUAUCACCACUCCAUUAUGCCUUGGACGUGGUGGUUUGGAGUCAAAUUUGCUCCAGGUGGUUUGGGCACAUUCCAUGCACUGGUGAACUGUGUGGUCCAUGUUAUCAUGUACAGCUACUACGGCCUGUCAGCCUUGGGGCCUGCCUACCAGAAGUACCUGUGGUGGAAAAAGUACAUGACGUCUAUCCAACUGACCCAGUUCUUGAUGGUUACUUUUCACAUCGGCCAGUUCUUCUUCAUGGAGAAUUGCCCGUACCAGUAUCCCGUCUUCUUGUAUGUCAUUUGGCUGUACGGGUUCGUUUUCUUAAUCUUGUUCCUCAACUUCUGGUUCCACGCUUACAUCAAAGGACAGAGGCUGCCGAAAGCCGUCCAAAAUGGCCACUGCAAGAACAACAACAACCAAGAAAACACUUGGUGCAAGAACAAAAACCAGAAAAACGGUGCAUUGAAAAGCAAAAACCAUUGAGCUCACGAAUAAGCUAAGAGAUCUCUAACCGUAUCUGACGUGGUAUUACUUGACAAUCAAGCAUACUCUGUCUAGUCUACUGUACAUAUAUUUUUUUCCAUAGAACCCUGUGUUUUUACACUAAGUUAUUGGGGUUUAUAUGCUGUAGAGAACAUGGACCUGUGGGGAGUUGUUCAACAUAUGUACAUAUAUUUAACAGAAAAGAGACCAUAAAGCUCCUUGGCUUGCAUAUUUAUAAACACAUGGGUGUGCAUGAAAAGUACCAUUACUUUGAACACCGGGACAGACAAUAUGUUAAGGAGACAAUGUAAUUAAAGGAGCAACAUUCGCUCCAGGUUUCGUUACCCACAGCAACCAACCAACCGAAUCUUUGCUUUCUUUCCUACCCGUUGAUUGGUUGUCAUGAGUUACUAAACCUAGAGUUAUAUUUGUGCCUGUUAUUGCAUUUCCCCCCAGUGUUUUGUAAAUGUCAUGAAUGAAGUCGGACAACAAUAAACUGGACUGAAGACAUUUUGCAAAAGCAUCUGCAACAUUUGCUGUAGAACGGCUGCAGUUUUGUUCCUGUCGUACCAAAAUAAAAUGAAAACCUUUUUUGCCCA